Lates calcarifer (barramundi perch) is the source of this 2749-nucleotide messenger RNA. It is a transcript of the gene rtn2a, whose product is annotated as reticulon 2a. The transcript has 11 exons. Lineage: Eukaryota; Metazoa; Chordata; Actinopteri; Centropomidae. Bases 539 to 2029 code for a protein of 496 amino acids. The record is from RefSeq and is a predicted model, not a curated record.
CUUCCUGCUUGACCUGGCAGCAGCCUGUCUCCUCCUGGUGCCCCUCCUCCGGCCCUGUGUUUUCCUCAGCAGGUCCAGCGCAGCAGUUAAGCCGUGUCACUCCACACAGGCUGCGCCUAUAAGAUCCUGAGAUGAAAUCACAUGAUGAGGGAGAGAGAGACAGACAAAGAUUAACCAUGAAUGGGAGAUGACAGCAGGCUCAGACAGACACGGGGACACACUCAUGCUGCUCUGCCUCCACUGUAGCGUACACUACUACCGCUGCAGUCAUAACGAUGCGAGAGGAGAGGAGGGAGCAGAGGGGAGGAUGGUGGAGUGAGGCAGGGCGGGGCUGCUGAGUGACGGAGCGAAAGGCAAGAGAGGGAGGAAGCUGCUCAACAGACGGCCAAGAAACACAAGGAGGAGGAGGAGGAGGAAGGAGAAAGAGAGAGAGAGAGAGAACGUGUGUGUGUGUAUCCACAGGGCGUGAGUGCCGGCAGCAGAGGAGGAGGGGGGGGGGCUUCCAGACUGGAUGGGCCCAGCGAUGCCUUGAUGGAGUAUGGGCCAGGUUUUAGGAUUCUCCCACUGCCAGGAAUAUGGCUCUGUGGCAUCCACUCCAGACUCAACACCUCCGUGCACCGAUGGCGGAAACGAGGAGUCAGAGAUGUACGAGCUGCAAACAGCCAGGGAGUGGUCUGACGACGACGAGGGCGGAGAUGGAGAUCCAGAUGAUGAUGAGGGACUGGCCUCGUCCCCGUCCAUCUGGGGCACACCACGCCAGAACUCCUUUGAGCUGACUUUCUCUUACAUCGCCAUCGCCGAGGCUGAGGCGGUGGGAGCCUCACGACAUCUCCGCGACCGACGCAGGGGCGGCUCUCGGGGGAGUCGCACCCCUCUGAUCCGCACGGACACCUUGGAAACACUGUUGGACUCCCCCGACGUGGACUGGGACCCUCAGGCCUUCCUCAGCCAGGAGGAAGAGGAGGAGGCAUCAGAAAGGAGAGAGCGGGAGAGGGUAGAGGCGAGGACGACGAGCGUGGCGGGACGGAGGGAAAGAGAGCAGCAUGGACAAACUGAGACUAUUACAAUUCAGCCCUCUCCCCAAAAUCUGGACCCAGAAACUCAGGGGAGAGAUGCAGAAAUCCAAAGAGAGGAGAUUCAAAGCAGUACGACUGAGUCUGUCCCACCUCCAUCCCUGUCUGCACAGCAGCAGAGCCCAACACAGAUACUUCAGGCAGCAGCAGCAGCCUCCUCACCGAGCCCCGAGCCAGAGUCUCCCGUCACCAGGGAAACCAUCUCAGUCAAGCUGCUCACAUCUGUGCGACCCAGAGGCCCAGCCUCCUCAUCGCCAGCUGCCAUUGGUCUAAACUCUCAGGAACAGCUGGUCAGCGAUCACUGGUUCUCGGCACUUAGCCUAUCAGAGGACCCGACAGUAUGCACCCACAUAGCAGUGAUGGAUCUGAUUUACUGGAAGGACACGGAGCGAACGGGCAUGGUGCUAACGGGACUGGUGGUAGGCCUGCUGUCCCUGUUCCAGCUCAGCAUCAUCACUGUGGUCUCCACAGUCUCCCUAGCUGUCAUGUGCUUCACCAUCUCAGUGCGCAUCUACUACCAACUCCUCUACAUUCUCAGCUGGGGUGAUGGACAGCACCCCUUCAAGUCAUACUUGGACCUGGACAUCAGUUUCAGUGGGGAGCAGGCUGACCUCUACAUGCAGAAAGCCAUCGUCAUGGCUCUGUCUGCUGUCGACACUCUGAAGAGACUCUUUUUUGUUGGAAACCUUUUCGAGUCCUUCAAGUUCCUGGUUCUGAUGUACCUCGUGACGUACCUGGGAGACCUGUGCAAUGGCCUUACUCUGCUCAUCAUUAGUGUGAUUGCUCUCUUUUCUCUGCCACUUUUCUACAGACAGCGCCAGGAGCAAGUGGACAGCAUCACUGCAAAAUUCCAGGCCCAAAUUGACAACGUCAAGGACAUCUUUCAAAGACUUGUCCAGGGCGGUGGCCCUCCCCCUGACCCGACUCCUGGUGGCGCCAAGCCCAAAAUCCAGUAAACCGUGAUGAACAAGAACUUAAAGACACACUCCCAGAGUUACAGGCUGUCACUCAGAUGUCUUACCCAGCAGUCUGUGCUCAGAGCUCUUGAGAAUAGAGCUCCAGAGACUGGGGAAGGGUUGGGAUGAUACUUAAACGGACGAUGAUGAUGAGGAUUACGCAUGGUACUUUAUACUCUAACUGUAUCUACGUUAUGGGGUCAGAGGUUGGGGUUAAAAUUUAAUCAAGGUGAAAUCAAGGUGUAUGAAUCCUGGAUGAUUCUUGCUGCUGACAUCAGAGAUGGAGAGACUGGGCGAUACAGAUCGUCAUGUCAUGUGUGACCACCUUUGGAAAUAUUCACUGUUUUUAAAAUGUAAAAAUGACUCAAGAAGUGUCUUAGAUGGAGCUGUAGUCGAAAUGAAGUACUGAGACCAGAAAUGGGAAGUUCCCACACCAACAGCUACAUGCCUGAGAAAAAGGAAAGUCAGUCUUUAAGGUGAUUUAGGCUAGCAGACAAAACAGAGGUCAUCAUUAUUCAUGGCAGCAUAAAACUGGCAAAUAAGAAUGCAUGUGUCAGCACAUGUACUUUUCUGAAAGCAUAUUCAUUCUCAUGACUGUUUCUCCAUGUGUAUGCAAGUAUGAGUGUGUUUGUGUGUGUGUGUGUGUGUGUGUGUGUAAUUCCUGACAUAUGGCUUGCUGAAAUGUUACCUACAAGCAAUUAAAGUCACAUUUCUUCUUUA